AUGCACCCACCACCAACACAGUCGAGGAGCAGUUACAGCCGCUGGAUUAACAGCCUAUACCAGGAUCUCGCUCACCAGUUAUCCAUUUUGCGCUCCCAAAACUGGCACUUCAGCGACUUAGUCCGCAUAACAUGCUGCCAUGACGUUACCCCUGUUUAUCAGCGCAUUUCUAACUCCGAAUGUCCCCAACACCCUCCAGAACUGCCGAUCACAUCCUCGCACAGCCCCCUAGCAAACGUCGCCAACAGCAUCUCAUCCUUCACGCAACUCCUCUGGACCAUCAAGUACCAUGCAGCCAACAGCCCAUCAUCGUCCUUCACCGCAACUAACGCUUCCCCACCGUCCUACCCCAACUUGAUUCCAGGCUCCAACUUAACCUUCUCCGAUCUUCAUAAAAUCCUCUCCAUCCAUACAACCAUCCUUUCAAUCUACUCCCUCAUCCUUUCCCGAAUCCCUUCGAACAACUUUUCCAUCACUGACAACAACGACAACAACGACAACAACAACAACCAGACCAAUCAGGACACCCUACUAUCCGAAUGCGUACCACAGCUUUUCCUUGCUAACAUCCCCCUACCCAUCAAGAUACCAUCAAUGUGUAGAGUAUUACUAGGGUACCUCCUCUCGAACCUGACUGAGAGCCAACUGAAGCCGGUAGAGGAAUUGCUGGGGCUGCCUGAGGAAUUGAGGAUAUUCUGGCAAAGCCUCUCGGACAGGGAACACACCUCCAAUGCGGACAGUUCCAGAGGGAAUGUCACUCCUGGAAGUGAGAUUGGAUUGUUUGGAGGAGAAAUGGGAAGGGAAGUUCUCAAGAUCAUUUGGGAAGGAGUGGAUGAAGAGAGAACAGGGAAGAGUAGUGUUGCGGAUACCAAUGAAGCUGGUCAAGUGGGGGAGGGGGAUGGGAAUGGAGUACUGAGAGUGGUUGAGGAGCUUAGAGAGAAGAUGAGGAAGAUUAGGGAGGAGUUCCGAGUAUGGUAA
Molecule: messenger RNA, 978 nt
Organism: Thermochaetoides thermophila DSM 1495
Lineage: Eukaryota; Fungi; Ascomycota; Sordariomycetes; Sordariales; Chaetomiaceae
Exons: 1
Coding region: 1-978 (325 amino acids)
Source: RefSeq, a predicted model, not a curated record